Messenger RNA from Oncorhynchus mykiss (rainbow trout), 828 nucleotides. RefSeq names its product matrilin-3-like. The record is from RefSeq and is a predicted model, not a curated record. NCBI's taxonomy places the organism in Eukaryota, Metazoa, Chordata, Actinopteri, Salmoniformes, Salmonidae.
AUGUACCUCCGGCCCACAGCACCACCCCCUCCACUUGAACAGCCGGUCAGUACCCCAAGCGGCAUCAUCAGUGCUGACACAGGAACCCACUGCAAAAGCCGCCCCCUAGACCUGGUGUUCAUUAUUGACAGUUCACGUAGUGUGCGCCCCACAGAAUUUGAGAAGGUCAAAAUCUUCCUGGCUGACAUGGUCGACACCCUCGACGUUGGUUCGGAUGCCACGCGGGUGGCCGUCGUGAACUACGCUAACACGGUGAAGAUCGAGUUCCUUCUCAAGACGCACUUCGACAAGGCAGGCCUGAAGGCAGCGCUGGCCCGCAUCAAAUCUCUAGCUGCUGGUACAAUGACUGGCCUGGCUAUCAAGACGGCCAUGGAGGAGACCUUCACUGAGGAGUCAGGCUCCCGGCUAGCUAACAAGAACAUUGCCAAGGUGGCCAUCAUCGUAACCGAUGGACGACCCCAGGAUACGGUGGAGGAGGUGGCCGCGGCAGCGAGGGUGGCAGGCAUUGAGAUCUACGCAGUGGGGGUGGACAGGGCGGACAUGAAGUCCCUGCGUCUCAUGGCCAGUCUGCCCCUGGAUGAACACGUGUUCUACGUGGAGACCUACAGCGUCAUUGAGAAGCUCACGUCCAAGUUCAGGGAAACCCUGUGUGGUGUGGAGAUGUACACAGUCGGUGAGGUUAAAACAGAGGACAUAGAGCUCCAGGAGAUAGCCUCUGUGCCCCACAGCCAGCAUUACUUUCACUUGGCCAACUUUAGCACCAUCGACUCCAUAGCUCACACCUUAAAGAGCAAGUUGUGCCAAAGUAAGGAAGAAGGAAAUGGAUGA